CUCCAUCCCGCUGCCUCUCUCUCUCUCUCUCUCUGAUCCUCUCUGUAGUGAAGCAUGCAGGCAAAUCCAGCCUCACUCUUCCAGCGGAUUCUCUCCAGCUCAGCCUGUAAAAGAAGCCGUGGUUUCAGUCAGAGAAGGGCAUAAGGCCUGCGGACACUGCCGGACCCCAAAUACCCCCACCUGCGGUUCUAACCCUCAGUCAGAGAGAGAGAUCCGAGGCGGAACCCUCAGCUCCAGCAGGAGGAAGCUCUGGGGAGCAGACGUGAAGCAGAGAGAGGAGGAGGAGAAAUCGAGGAUCAUCACCUGAUUACUUUUCUCUCAGCUCCAGUCUCAGCUGUUGAGUUUUGGUGAUCCAGUGCAGCACUGCAGCCUCAGCUUUCUGGUCUCGGCUGAGAAAACUGGAACUUAUCUUCUGCUGCUGUAGCUCAUCUGCUUUAAGUUUCUUCACAGAAGACGUCAAAGCAGCCUCCCUCCAAGUCCAGGUCUAACGGACCCAUGAGGAGGCUAUGUGGUGGCCCAGCGACGGUCAGUACUCCAGACCUACGGAAAAUCAGAUAACAUGGGGACUCUGUUAAAAUCCGUGACAAGUCCACAGCUGUAACUGCAGAGAGAAAAAAAAAGUACCUGCUUCUCCACAGACGAUCCCACUUGAUCUGACUGCCUACUCCUCUGCACUCUACAGACUCUACCCCUCUCCCUUUCUCCACAAUUACCAUAACAGCCCUUAUCUCUUCCCACUAUCCCCCAUCAUGAAGAGUAAGUCGCGCAUCCUGUCCUCUCCCUGCAGUUCCUUCCUCCUCCUGUCUUCUCUUCUCCUGCUAUUUUCUGCGCCGGCUCUCGUCAGCGGCGACUGCUGGCUCAUCGAAGGGGAUAAAGGCUACGUGUGGCUGGCCAUCUGCAGUCAGAACCAGCCGCCGUACGAGACAAUCCCGCAGCACAUUAACAACACGGUGCACGACCUACGUCUCAACGAGAACAAGCUCAAGGCUGUUUUCUACUCCUCGCUCAGUCGAUUCACCAACCUGACGGACCUAAACCUCACUAAAAACGAGAUAUCCUACAUCGAGGACGGUGCAUUCGCUGGCCAGGCCAACUUGCAGGUGCUGCAGCUUGGAUACAACAAACUCACCAACCUGACUGAGGGCAUGUUGCGAGGUUUGGGGCGCAUGCAGUGCCUCUUCUUGCAGCACAACCUCAUUGAGGUCAUUGCCACCAACGCUUUCUGGGAGUGCCCCAGCCUCAGCAGCCUGGAUCUGUCCUCUAACAAGCUGGCCCGAUUAGACCCGUCCACGUUCACCGUGGUGGGAAGGCUGAUGGUGUGCGAGCUUGCAGGAAACCCGUUUCACUGUGGAUGUGAGCUCUACAGCUUCCUUACCUGGUUGGAGGCCUUCAACAACGUCACGCACACCUACGAUCGGCUACAGUGCGAGACUCCUCGAGAGCUUUUCGGCUACCCUUUGUUAAGCCCUGUAGGGGGACACGGUCGCAGUGCUCGCAACAUCCUCUCCUCCAUGUGCCGAGAUGGGGUUUUCAUACCAGGGAUGACUUCUCUACCACCAGAUCCAGACUCCUCAGGCAUGGAUCCUAACAUGUUUGACCGUAUUGGGCCAUACCAUCAGCCCACAACCUCGUCCUCCUCUGAGAAUACUUUCAGCCCCAGCAUUAAACUUCAGCAUGUGUCGCUCUCUUCAGCAUCCUUACUAGUGCAGAUACCCCGACCCUACAGCAAGAUGUACAUCCUCGUACAGUACAACAAGAGCUAUGUCUCUGAUGUGAUGAAUCUGAAGAACAAGAAGGAGUUAAUCACUCUCAACAUGCUGAAACCCAACAAAAACUACACCUUUUGUGUGGCAUCAAUACGCAAUUCGCAACGUUUCAACCACACAUGUCUCUCCUUCUCCACUCGAGCGCCGACGCCAGCCGAAAUGCUGUCAAACCCCUCCACUACUACUCAUUACAUCAUGACUAUCGUGGGCUGCUUGUUUGGCAUGCUGAUUGUUCUUGGCCUGGUCUAUUACUGUUUGCGGAGGCGGCGAAGGCAAGAGGAGAAAGAAAAAUCCAUCUGUGUGAAAAAGACCAUCUUGGAGAUGCGCUACGGACCAGAGGUGGCGGCAGCCGCCGCAAAUGACCCGACGGCAGUGCAGAAGCUCCACGAGCAGACCCACCACCAGCACCACCAUGGAAAGCUGCCCAUGUCCUCGUCCUCCAGCUCAGGAUUGCUCGGUCACGGCUCUGCAAACACAAGCUCUUCACGACUCUCCUCCAUCCCUCAAGUAGAGAAGAUGGCGACUGCCUUCUCGGAAGCUAUGGCAAGCAAGGGCAACUACAUGGAUAUUAGGACUUCAGGAGUAGGGGAAGGGAGAGAUGGAGUGAUGCAGGCUGUCAGAGCGGAAGACCUUAGGGAGGAAGAUGGCAGUGACCUUGUGGAUGACUCGGAUGACGAUGGUCGAGGAUCGGCGUCAGAGAUCUCUACUAUUGCGAUGGAAGUUGACAAGGUCAACCAGAUCAUCAACAACUGCAUUGAUGCCCUCAAGCUUGAUUCUGUAGCUGCCGCUGUGUCAUCUGCUGCUACGACGAGUGUGAAUCCCACUUCCCCUCCACCUUCCAUCACCUCUUCCUUGACCCGGGGUCUUAUUCCACUUUCAGGCGUUGUCACGGAGGGCUGUCAGGUGAUGCCAUCGCCCAAAAUCCCUCCUCCACCUCCUCUUCCUCUUGCAGGUUCUCUUUCUGAAAGGCCUGGGAUCACAGGAGGGGGCUUUGUGUCACCUCCCUACAGGCCUCCGCCACCAGCUUCAGCAGUGAGGCCUAUCCAGAGACAGAUGAGCGCAGAUGCAGCUGUUAUUGUCAGCUCUUCAAAAAAGCAUUGCGGCCCUGCUGGAGGCAAAGCCCGUGUUUACAGCCUGGAUGUGCCAGAGCCCAGGAGUCCUGAUCCCUGCCAGUAUCCUGAAAAAGGAAGUCCCCUGCGUUGUGGGGAACCCCUUGAGAGGCUUCCUUUAGUUGGUGGUGGUGGUGGAGGUGGGGGUUGUAAUAUGGAUGGAAGCACUGUGGAUGGAAUUGCCCUUCAACAGCACCUGGAGGUGCAUCCGGACUUCCAUUGUGCUGAGCACCGUCAUUCUGUCCCCGCUCUCUACUAUGAGGGUUCCCAUGACUCCCCUGCCCAAAGGGCAUCUUUCCUCAAACCCCUUUCUCGCACCAAGAGGGACGCUGCCUCCUACUCCCAGCUCUCACCCCGCCACCACAACUACUCGGGCUACUCCUCCAGCCCAGAGUACUCCACCGAAAGCACCCUGCGAAUCUGGGAGCGCUUCCGCCCCUACAGGAAAGGCCCGCGGGAGGAGUCCUGCUACAUCACAGCCGGAAACGCUCUGCGCAAGAAGGUCCAGUUCGCGAAGGGCGAGGACUUGCACGACAUCCUCGACUACUGGAAGGGUGUGUCAGCUCAGCAGAAGCUGUAGGCUCUGAGGCAGUGAAGGCUCCAGAGCAUGGGCCUUCUGCGCUGCCUGAUUAGCUUGAUGAUCCGUCAUGGAAGAGCAGCCAAGGGGAUGGUUGCUGUGUACAAAGCAAAGUUAAGUUUUUCAGGGUCUGAGGACAAGUUGUUUUGAUCUGUCUGUGUACAGGAUGAGUCAUCAAAGAGCCAGAAAAUGGGAGGGAGGGAGGGAGGGAGGGAGAAAGAGAGAGAGAGAUGUAGAACGAGGGAGAGAGCAAGUGAGAGCAAGCAUGACAAUACAGUACAAAUCCGUGGUAGCAUUCGUUUAGAUCUAAUUUUAGGCCCGAAAGAAAGCUGAGACCAACUCUCAUAAUAGUCGUGUUCAAUGAACAUAUUCCAGGGGGCAUAUCAUUUGUUAUAAAAUAAUCGCAUUCGCCCAGUAUUCAUUUGUGUUUGCGUCGUUUGUGUCAAUAGCGAGACCUUUUGUAGCCCGAGUCCUCGUUGAGCCUGAGAGAGGGUGUGCAUGUGUACUCCCACACGAUUCACAGGGCACCGCAUUCAUCUGUGAGCCAGCCAUGUGGAAGAGUGUUUGUGUGUGUCUGUGUGUGUGUACGUGUUAGAAAGAGCGAAAUGCGCUUAUAUUCUAUAAAGCUGUCAAAAGCAGACUUUGCAAUCUAUAUUUGAGAGAUCCCGCGAGUGGCGACCCGAUUUACAUUUCAAUAGUAUUUGUCAUCGAAAAAAGAAACGAGGAUAAAGGUGGAGGAAAUGUGAAAUAUAAAACAGAAGAAACACCCCAGGGAGCUUCGCUACUGUCAGGAUCUUUUUGCCAGCUGCAUGCAGUGCUGAACAGGCGGGUACACAAAUGAGGGAAACCUAGUAAAUAAGUCAAUGCCAACCAGGGCUGGGGCGAAUGUAUAGAAUGCACAAUGUAUAGAAGUUCCAUAUCACAGGCUGAUCACUGAUUGGACUCUUACUCUUUAUCACAGGUUUCUUUUUUCAGUGUACCUGGCACUGGCAUGUGUCCAGACAGCUGUCUACAUUGAUGGCAUAGAUUCCAUUUCUACUAUUUCACUUGCACCAGGUUGGGUAGGUUGGGUACACCUGGUGCCUUUAUAACAGAUGUAUUUGCAGUGCAGAAAGAGUCCUGAAAUACAGAUUUGUUUACGUGAUGUACAUUGUGCGUUGCAUUGAAGCAAUGUGGCCUAGGCUGUGCAGUGUCAGGAUCAACUACUACCACUCCUACUGCUCACUAUUGCUCACUACUGCUCACUACUAUACUAUAUAGUUUACAUUGUCCAGUGUCUAAUGUCCAUUGAACAGUUCGGUCUUGUUUCUUCUUCUUCUUUCGUUUUCCUUUCAUAAGAUCCAUAACCCAUAAAUCAGUCAACUAACAAGAGGACGAAAGAUACAGGAUACAGACACAGAGCAUGGAAAAGGAUAGAAAUAAUAUAAUAUAUUUAUAUAUAUAUAUAUAUACACAGUAUAUAUUAAUAAGUAUAGAUCUGUGCCCAUUAAUAUUUCAAAACUCUAUGUAAAACCAGCCAAUUCCAUAUAUAAAUAUUCAAAGGUAUCAUUUGUACUAAAAACGACACAUUCAAUUAACUCCAACACCUCUAUUUCCAGCCAUCACUUAAUUAACGAAUGUCCGGUUUGAUUAGGCUAGCUAAUUAGCAGCGAGCUAAGGCUGGUUCAUGUACAUCUGUGUGUAUAGAGAUUUAGGGGUGGGUGGGUUUGGGGAGGGAGUUGUAACAACCUCAGAUUUGAUUAAAAAGAAACACUCUCUUCGUUGCCCCCAUUACUCUCGUUUAACCUACAGCUUCAUGGACCAGUAAACCAAAAAAUGGGAUGAUUUGAUUAGUGACACUAAGGGAGAAGUGUACGUAUGUUAGCAGUCCUACGGCAGUUCUACAGGGUUCUGCUCAGUAACUCAUUAUAUCAUUAUUUAUCCAUUUUUUUGUCAGUAAACUGAAGCUGUUGAGUUUGAUAUGUAGUUAUGUGUCAUUUUAUUGUCUUGGAUUUUGGAUGCACUGUAGGGAAAAUGAAGUUAAUGAUGAAAAUGUAAAAAUUUUUACAUCUUCAACAAGUGAUUUUCCAUUUUUACACCUCCAUUUUCCAUUUUCACAUCUCAGUGACUGAGGACUACGGCAAAUAUGUUCCAAGGCCUAGGCUGCAGUCGAGGAAUGGCACUGUCCUAUAAAGGCUCCUUAUCAGUAGACUGUUAGUUACACAUAUAAAGUCUGUGGUGACUUCACCUGAAAGAGGUCCCUUCUCUUGCAAUUGCGACGCAAAACUUGCGCUUUUUACAUUUAUUCCAGGAAACAAAAGUUCAAAUUCUACCAGAAGACUCCAGAAGAAGCAUAUAUAUAUAUAAAUAUGCUUUUAGAACUAAACUCUAACAUUUUUCUAGAGAUGUAAAAGUUUUUGACUGAAGUAAAAGUCUUUGGGUCUUUGGCGUAGGCUCCAAUUGUUGGCCCAAGUCCUGUAGCUUCUACAUAUCGCAGAUCCUGCUAGAUCAAGAAUGCAGGGGCGGAGCUAACCUCCAGAGACAUGACAUGGACAUGACACACCUGGUGAUGCUGGGGAGGGCAGUGUCUGAAAAUAGCAAAGCUGUUGUGUUUGUACAGCUGGUGAUUGGUCAAGGCAAAGGUGACUUAGCAUCUCUAAGAGUCUCCUGGUAGAACCUGAAGCUUCAAUGAAGCUUUCAUUUCUAAAAAAAAAA
Messenger RNA from Astyanax mexicanus (Mexican tetra), 6146 nucleotides. Its product is annotated as protein phosphatase 1 regulatory subunit 29. Gene Ontology annotation, molecular function: protein binding. The record is from RefSeq and is a predicted model, not a curated record. Gene Ontology annotation, cellular component: plasma membrane. Lineage: Eukaryota; Metazoa; Chordata; Actinopteri; Characiformes; Acestrorhamphidae. The transcript is spliced from 4 exons. The coding region runs from base 750 to 3455 and encodes 901 amino acids.